Entrophospora sp. SA101 is the source of this 162-nucleotide messenger RNA. Lineage: Eukaryota; Fungi; Glomeromycota; Glomeromycetes; Entrophosporales; Entrophosporaceae. The record is from the annotation of a GenBank genome assembly.
GAAAUUAAUGACUUGAAAAGCUUAGCGAGAUUGUGGCGAUGGUCAAACAUUUCAUCAACAGAUGAUUCGACUACUGGACCAUUCGGUCAAGCUUUUCAUUCUUCCUCAAAAAACAAGCAUCCUUGUUUCAGUGCUUCCAGUUUUAAACAAAGAGGCCAUUGA